Messenger RNA from Lactuca saligna, 6179 nucleotides. The record is from the annotation of a GenBank genome assembly. Lineage: Eukaryota; Viridiplantae; Streptophyta; Magnoliopsida; Asterales; Asteraceae.
AGAAAAGGACUUUUUAACACAUGAACAUAAAACAUGUACAAAAUGUACUAUUUCAAGGAAAGGGGCAAUAUACAUAAAUUAGGGUUUUCCUUUAUGGAUUGAUUAUACCUUCCUCAUCAUAAAAUUGAUGUCGGUACACUCCUAAAUUCAUCAUACGCAUGCGUCUCUUUGCAAUCAAUCGGUUUACACCAAGUAAAGAAACAAUAAUUCCCGUGAUUGAUUUUUCUAGGGUUUGUCAGAUUUGGUGCAAAUUGGACCUUUUUCGCAGGGUAAAUUGAAGUAUUGUUUGUAAGAUUCUUCGACUACGAGGACGAUGAUGAUAAGGAUUUAUUAUUUCAUCGAUCGUCGUUGAUCGUUGAUUCCGAAAGGUGGGUUUGGGGUUUUGUAUGGAAACUCGUAGCCGGAAGAGGGCGGAGGCCACCUCAUCAGCCCCUUCUUCUUCAUCGUCCGGCGGUCCUGCCACUCGUUCCAACAAACGCACUCGUCUCUCUUCCACUACAUCCCCCGCCGCCGCUGCUACACCUUCCAACGUCGUUGCGCAAUCCGUUUGUACUCGCUCACGCGCUUCUAACAUGGAUACUAACAUUAAUGAACCGUCAGGCUCUGGGUCAGCCCGCGGCCGUCGUAGUGGAAAGAACAUAAAUAAUCCGAAUGCGGGACUGGAUAAGGAUAAUUUGGAUAAAGGCAAAGAGAAAGAGAAUGAAAUUAGGGUUAGGGAUAGAGAUAGAGAUAACAACAGAGACAACAUUUUAGGAUUUAAUAAAGACCGCGGGGGAGUUGAUGAUGAAGAUGACGACGACGAUGACAAUGACAAUGACAGUGAUGGUGGCGGCGUGGGGAUUUUACAUCAGAAUUUGACUUCUGCUAGUAGUGCACUUCAAGGCUUAUUGAGGAAACUGGGUGCAGGGUUAGAUGAUCUGCUUCCGUCAUCAGCAAUGGCAUCCGCUUCAUCAUCUCACCAGAGUGGACGACUAAAGAAAAUUCUUUCAGGCUUGCGUGCUGAUGGGGAAGAAGGAAAGCAAGUUGAGGCUCUGACACAGUUAUGUGACAUGCUUUCUAUUGGCACUGAGGAUUCUCUAAGCACUUUCUCCGUGGAUUCUUUUGUGCCUGUUCUUGUUGGGUUGCUUAACCAUGAAAGCAAUCCCGAUAUCAUGUUGCUUGCAGCUAGGGCACUCACACAUCUAUGUGAUGUGCUACCUUCUUCAUGCCCAGCAGUUGUGCAUUAUGGUGCUGUUUCUUGCUUUGUUGCUAGAUUGCUUACAAUCGAGUACAUGGACUUGGCUGAACAGUCCUUGCAAGCUCUUAAGAAGAUCUCCCAGGAGCAUCCAACUGCAUGCUUGAGGGCAGGUGCACUAAUGGCAGUACUGUCGUAUCUUGACUUCUUCUCUACAGGAGUCCAGCGAGUAGCACUUUCUACUGCUGCAAAUAUCUGCAAGAAACUUCCAUCUGAUGCAGCUGAUUUUGUCAUGGAAGCCGUUCCUCUAUUGACAAACCUUCUUCAGUAUCAUGAUGCAAAGGUUUUGGAGCAUGCAUCCGUUUGUUUGACUCGAAUUGUAGAAGCAUUUGCAGCAUCUCCUGAUAAACUAGAUGAGCUAUGCAACCAUGGAUUAGUUACACAAGCUGCCUCCCUCAUUUCAACCAGUAGUUCUGGAGGUGGACAGGCAUCUCUCAGUCCAUCUACAUAUACGGGAUUAAUUCGAUUGUUAUCCGCAUGUGCAAGUGGGUCUCCUUUAGGAUCAAAAACAUUGCUGCUUCUUGGGAUUAGUGGCAUUCUUAAAGAUAUAUUAUCAGGCUCUGGUCAUGCUGCAAGCAUGUAUGUAUCCCCUGCUUUGAGUAGGCCACCAGAACAGAUAUUUGAGAUUGUGAAUUUGACAAAUGAGCUUCUUCCUCCAUUGCCUCAAGGAACCAUAUCUCUUCCUUCUAGCUCUACCUUAUUUGUCAAAGGGUCUCUUAUAAGAAAGUCACCUGGAAAGCAAGAAGAAACAAGUGGUGGUGCACCAGAAAAAGAGAAGUUAUUGACUGAUCAACCUGGCCUUUUGCUGCAAUUUGGAAUGGACCUUCUUCCUGUUCUCAUUCAGAUAUAUGGGUCAAGUGUGAAUACACCUGUGCGUCAUAAAUGUCUAUCAGUUAUUGGGAAACUGAUGUACUUCAGCACAUCAGAUAUGAUCCAAUCUCUACUUGGUGUUACAAAUAUAUCAAGUUUCCUAGCAGGAGUUUUGGCAUGGAAAGAUCCACAAGCUCUAUUGCCAUCACUUCAAAUUGCAGAAAUCCUAAUGGAAAAGCUUCCGGAAACUUUCUCCAAACUUUUUGUGAGAGAAGGUGUAGUUCAUGCUAUAGACACACUCAUUUUAUCUGGUCCAUCCACCAAUCCUCUUUCCCAAUCAUCAUCAAAUAAUAAUACCGAUUCUACCCCCGGAUCAUCACGUUCAAGACGCUAUCGCCGCCGCCUUGGACCACCCAAUGUGGACCCCGAAGAUCCCAAAACCGAGGGCUCACCUCCAAGUUCCCUAGAGGCUCCCACACUCAAUUCCAAUCUCCGGGUGUCAGUAAGUACAAGUGCAAAAGCUUUCAAAGAUAAAUUCUUCCCUUCAAUCCCUGGAGCUCCUGAAGCUGGGAUUACAGAUGAUCUUCUACAUUUAAAGAAUCUUUGCUCAAAGUUGGUUGCUUUAUCUGACGACCAUAAGUCAAAGUCAAAAGGGAAGUCAAAAGCUUCCACAUCACCCCGGUUUCUUGAUUUUUCACCCACUAAGGAAGAUAAUUUGUUAAGAGUGGUAACCUUUAUGCUCUCAGAGUUAACCAAAAGAGACAGUGUUUCUACAUUUGAGUUCAUAGGAAGUGGUGUUGUGGAUGCUUUACUUAACUACUUAACUUGUGGAAGCUUCUCAAAAGAAAGGGUGUCAGUGUCAGAAGCGAAUCUCCCAAAGUUACGUCAACUAGCUAUCAAAAGAUACAAAUCUUUUAUAUCAAUCGCGUUUUCAAGUGUCUACAAUGAAUCGAAUUUAGUUCCUAUGAGUGUUUUAGUUCAAAAGCUUCAAAAUGCAUUGACUUCGUUAGAAAGGUUUCCUGUAGUGUUGACUCACAAUUCUCGAUCCUCUACAAGUGCGCGUCUGUCAUCUGGUUUAUCCGCUUCAUCUUGUCCGUUCAAACUUCGGCUUGUAAGAUCACAUGGUGAAAAAUCACUUCGUGAUUAUUCCUCAAAUGUUCUUCUCAUUGACCCUUUAGCAAGUUUGGCUGCUGUUGAAGACUUUCUUUGGCCUAGGGUGCAACGUAGUGAAUCUAGCCAUAAUAAGCCUUGUACUUCUGUUGGGAACUCGGAGUCUGGAAACACGGCGGCAGGUGGCGGCAGCGGUUCGUCGCCUUCUUCUUCUACUCCUGCUUCGGGUACACGGCGUCAGUCAACAAGGUCCAGGUCAGCGAUUAGUAUAGGGAAUUCAGGUGAAAAGGAUACCCCACAUGAGAAAAAUGCAAGUUCUUCAAAGGGAAAGGGGAAGGCUGUGUUGAAGGCAAGUCAAGAUGAGGGGAGAGGAGGACCACAUACAAGAAAUGCUUCUAGAAGAAGGGCUGCUUCUGAUAAAGACACUUUGAUGAAGUCUGUGGAUGAUGAAUCUUCUUCUGAGGAUGAGGAUGUAGAUAUAUCACCUGUUGAUAUUGAUGAUGCAUUGGUGAUUGAAGAUGAUGAAAUAUCAGAAGAUGACGAUGAUGAUGAUGUGCUAAGGGACGAUUCACUUCCAGCUUGCAUGCCAGAUGUCCACGAUGUCAAACUAACCGACAACACCACCCUCGCGGGUCCCACAACCAGCGACAGCCACACAAACCCCGCACGCGGUUCCACGAGCCGAUCAACCCCAGCUCGCGGCUCAGACUCAACCGACUUCCGUGGUCCGACUUCAUUCAGCUCAAGGGGAUCAAUGUCAUUCGCAGCAGCCGCCAUGGCCGGGCUCGCGUCCGCCAACGCUAGGGCGGUUAGGGGCGGCAGCGGUGGUGGUAGAGACCACAACACCCCCCGGUUAAGCUUCUCCUCAAAUGGUAAACAACUCAACCGACAUUUAACAAUCUAUCAAGCCAUUCAACAACAGCUUGUGUUAGAUGAAGGCGACAAUGACCAAUACAACACCGAUGGAAGCAAACUAUGGAACGAUAUCUACACAAUCACCUACCAAAAAGCCGAUAUAAACUCACAAAAAACAACAAAUUCAACAAAACCGGGGUCCACAUGUCAAAUGUCUCUCUUAGAUAGCAUCCUCCAAGGCGAACUCCCUUGCGACAUGGAAAAAGAAAACCCCACUUACAAUAUUCUGUCUCUGCUUCGCGUAUUAGAAGGUUUAAAUCAGCUAGCACCGCGUUUACGUAUCGAAACAAUAAUCGAUCAAUUCUCGGAAGGAAAAAUUUCAAGCAUAAACGACAUAAUUACCCCUGGUGUUCGAGUUUCAUCUGACGAGUUUGUGAACUCUAAAUUAACCCCGAAAUUAUCCAGACAAGUUCAAGAUGUGCUCGCUCUUUGCAGUGGUAGUCUUCCUUCAUGGUGUUAUCAGUUGACCAAAGCAUGUCCUUUCUUGUUUCCAUUUGAAACACGAAGACAGUAUUUUUAUUCCACUGCUUUCGGGUUGUCGCGGGCCCUACAUCGGCUCCAGCAACAGGGGGCAGACGGGCACGGGUCGACCACCGAGCGGGAGUUACGGGUCAGGCGAUUGUCGCGCCAGAAAGUGCGGGUUUCCCGGAAUAGAAUAUUGGAAUCUGCUGCGAAAGUAAUGGAAAUGUAUUCGAGCCAAAAGGCUGUUUUGGAAGUGGAGUAUUUUGGUGAGGUUGGGACUGGGUUGGGUCCCACUUUGGAGUUUUAUACGCUUUUGAGUCAUGAUUUGCAAAGAACGGGGUUGAAGAUGUGGAGAUGUAAUAACUCGGGUGACGGGAGUAUGGCAAUGGAAGUUGAAGUUGAAGAGAAGAAAGAUGAUUUGGGCGAUAUUGUAAUUUCACCUCUUGGGUUGUUCCCACGCCCUUGGGUUGAAUCUUCUUGUGAUGGUAAAGUGAUUGAGCAUUUCUGGCUUUUUGGUUGUGUAAUGGCGAAAGCUCUUCAAGAUGGGAGGCUUUUGGACAUGCCUCUUUCUACUGCUUUCUACAAGCUUGUUCUUGGACAAGAGCUUGAUUUACAUGAUGUUUCUUCUUUUGAUGCUGAACUUGGGAAGACAUUGCAAGAAUUGCAAGCGAUUGUUUGUCGGAAAAAAUACCUGGAGUCAACACCUAGGCAUGAUUGCAAUGCAAUACUUGACUUAAAUUUCCGAGGUGCUCCUGUUGAAGAUCUUUGUUUGGACUUCACACUUCCUGGAUUUCCUGAUUACAUUUUGAGACCUGGCAAUGAAGAUGUCAGCAUAGACAAUUUGGAAGAGUACAUUUCCCUUGUAGUUGCUGCUACUGUCAAGACAGGUAUCACAAGACAAAUGGAAGCAUUCAGAGCUGGUUUCAAUCAGGUCUUUGACAUUACGGCUUUGCAAAUAUUCACCCCAAAUGAAUUAGAUCAUUUACUUUGUGGCCAACGAGAGUUGUGGGAGGCUGACAAACUUGUGGACCACAUAAAAUUCGAUCACGGAUAUACUUCCAAGAGCCCUGCAAUAGUCAACUUGCUUGAGAUAAUGGGAGAGUUCACUCCCGAACAGCAAAGGGCAUUUUGUCAAUUUGUCACUGGUGCACCUCGGCUUCCUCCCGGUGGUUUUGCAAUUUUGAAUCCUAAGUUGACCAUUGUGAGAAAGCACUCUUCAACAAGCAGUAAUGUGACAUCGAGUGCGGGUGGCGCGUCGGAAUCUGCAGAUGAUGACUUGCCAAGUGUCAUGACAUGUGCUAAUUACUUGAAGCUUCCUGCUUAUUCCACCAAGGAAAUUAUGUACAAGCAACUGGUGUAUGCUAUCACUUUUGGAAUUUGGAAUCAUUUCUUAACUGCAAUAAAAGUUUCUCCAGGCGCCCUCCCGGACUCUCAAUCUCAAGUUAUAUGUGGAUGUGGUGAUUUGAUCCGAUGGUUUGUUUGGUUUCUACAGAAUUUGUUUUGUAAAUAGCAACUAGCAAAACAUCGUAUUAUUUGUCUCUCUUAUAAGUCUUAUAUCUCUAAUCGCUACUUCUGUUUACAUGGUUCCUUACGCCAUAUUAAGUUUUACCUUUUGCCAUACUUUUGGAAAAAAAAAAAAAAAAAAAAA